This is a messenger RNA of Kazachstania africana CBS 2517, 1761 nucleotides long. It is a transcript of the gene MOT2, whose product is annotated as CCR4-NOT core ubiquitin-protein ligase subunit MOT2. The record is from RefSeq and is a predicted model, not a curated record. The transcript has a single exon. Gene Ontology annotation, cellular component: CCR4-NOT complex. Gene Ontology annotation, biological process: protein ubiquitination. The coding region runs from base 1 to 1761 and encodes 586 amino acids. Gene Ontology annotation, molecular function: metal ion binding; ubiquitin-protein transferase activity; RNA binding. NCBI's taxonomy places the organism in Eukaryota, Fungi, Ascomycota, Saccharomycetes, Saccharomycetales, Saccharomycetaceae.
AUGAUUUCUCACGCUCAAGAGGCCUUCCAAAAUUUCCAGAAUCAACUAAAUAACAAUAUAACAAAAUUUGAAGAUCAAUACAUCUCAGAAGAAGAAGAAGAUUAUUGUCCAUUAUGUAUCGAACCAUUAGAUAUUACAGAUAAGAAUUUUUUCCCAUGCCCAUGUGGCUAUCAGAUUUGUCAGUUUUGUUACAAUAAUAUUAGACAGAAUCCUGAAUUAAACGGUAGAUGCCCAGCAUGUCGUCGUAAAUAUGAUGAUGAAAAUGUACGAUACGUGGUUCUAUCACCUGAAGAAUUGAAAUUAGAAAGAGCCAAACAGGCGAAGAAAGAGAAGGAGAGGAAACUGAGAGAAAAGGAACGUAAAGAAAAUGAAUAUAAUAAUAGAAAACAUUUAGCUGGUAUGAGAGUCAUUCAGAAAAACUUAGUCUAUGUUGUGGGCAUUAAUCCUCCAGUUCCAUAUGAAGAAGUGGCUAAUACCUUGAAAUCUGAUAAAUAUUUUGGUCAAUAUGGUAAGAUUAAUAAGAUAGUUGUUAAUAAGAAGACACCUCAUGGUGAUAAUGAUAAUAGUAGUACCAGCACCUAUCACCAUCGUUCGCCAGGGUAUGGUGUCUAUAUUACGUAUGCGUCAAAGGAUGAUGCUGCUAAAUGUAUCACUCAGGUAGAUGGUACCUAUAUGGAUGGCAGAUUAAUCAAAGCUGCCUACGGUACUACGAAAUAUUGUUCAUCUUAUUUAAGAGGUUUACCAUGUCCAAAUCCAAAUUGUAUGUUUUUGCAUGAACCGGGUGAGGAGGCAGAUUCAUUCAAUAGAAGAGAAUUACAUAAUAAACAACAACAGCAGUUGCAACAGCAACAGCAACAACAGAUUGGACAUGGUACACCAUCUUCAGCUCAUAGUAAUAUUUACACAAAACACCUACCAAAUUCAAGUCAUACUUUCUCCUCUCUGAAUAGUCAUCAUUCUGCAACAACAUCUCCAGCACCAAUAAGAACGCAACUAAAUUCACAUGAAUCACAUAAUAACACUGGUCACCCAACUCCUUCCUUAACUCCGGCACCGGUACCAGCUGGAUCAAAUCCAUGGGGUAUCACACAAUCUUCUACUCCAGUAACAUCUUUAAAUCUUUCCAAAAACACGAGCUCCAAUCAUUUACCAUCAUUGUCAGAUACACAUAACAGUAACAUUCCUAACACAACUACGGCCACCUCUCCAAUAGAAUCAACAUCUCAUCAUAAUAAGAAGAAGAAUGCCACCAAUGAAAAGCAAUAUUGCGAUCCAUAUGAUUCAUUGAACAUUGCAGUUAAAUUUUUGGAUGAAAGAAUUACUGAAUUAUCGAAUUACGAGAAUAAGAGGACUAAAUUAAGAUCCAAUAUUAUUGACGAAUCUCAAUAUAAAAACUAUCCAUCACUAUUUUCAUGGGAUAAUAUUGAACCAAGUGAAAAGAGCGAUAACGUCUUGUCCAAGAAACUAGUUGAAAUCCUCUCUAUAAAACCAAUCGACUAUUCUGCAUCCGUUGUAGAAUUCUUACAAAGUGUCAAUGUAAAUAAUGGUACUGACAGACAGGAUGAUAACAGCAUUCAAGAGCAACAGCAACAGCAAGUGAUUUCAGAACAACAAACUCCUGUCGCCCAUGCUAACUUGCCACCAGGUAUUUUCCCCCAACAAUUUACACAGCCACAAACUAAGACUGAACCUUUACCAAGCAAUUCAAGCGAUCUUUUAAAUCAACUGAUCAACGGUAGAAGGGUUGUUGCAGGGAAUUGA